UCAAGACGCAAAAUGCCGCCAAAAAAGAAAACUGAUUUAGAUGAUCUUAAACAAGAGCUUGAUAUCGAUUAUCACAAGAUCACACCGGAGGAACUGUACCAGCGACUACAGACACAUCCGGAGAAUGGUCUGAGUCAUGCAAAAGCCAAGGAGAAUUUGGAACGUGAUGGACCAAACGCCCUGACCCCACCCAAACAGACGCCCGAAUGGGUUAAGUUCUGUAAGAAUCUCUUCGGCGGUUUCGCUCUGCUCCUGUGGAUCGGUGCCAUCCUCUGUUUCAUCGCUUAUUCGAUUCAGGCCAGUACCGUUGAGGAACCGGCUGAUGAUAACCUGUAUCUCGGAAUCGUGCUGGCCGCUGUCGUGAUAGUUACCGGCAUCUUCUCAUACUACCAGGAAUCGAAAAGUUCGAAAAUUAUGGAAUCGUUCAAGAACAUGGUGCCGCAAUUCGCUACCGUGCUGCGUGAGGGUGAGAAGCUGACGCUGCGCGCCGAAGACCUGGUCAUCGGUGAUGUCGUAGAGGUCAAGUUCGGCGAUAGGAUACCGGCAGAUGUUCGCAUCAUCGAAGCGCGUAACUUCAAGGUUGACAACUCGUCGUUGACUGGUGAAUCCGAGCCUCAGUCCCGUGGACCCGAUUUUACUCAUGAUAACCCAUUGGAAACGAAAAAUUUGGCCUUCUUCUCGACCAACGCUGUUGAAGGAACUGCUAAGGGUGUUGUCAUCAGUUGUGGUGAUCAUACCGUGAUGGGACGUAUUGCUGGUUUGGCUUCGGGUCUGGAUACUGGUGAGACUCCAAUCGCUAAGGAAAUUCACCAUUUCAUUCAUCUGAUCACGGGUGUCGCUGUGUUCCUCGGUGUGACUUUCUUCGUCAUCGCAUUCAUCCUCGGAUAUCACUGGCUGGACGCUGUCAUCUUCCUGAUCGGUAUCAUUGUCGCUAACGUACCGGAGGGUCUGCUGGCCACUGUCACUGUGUGUCUGACGCUCACUGCCAAACGUAUGGCUUCGAAGAACUGUCUGGUAAAGAAUCUGGAAGCCGUAGAGACGCUCGGCUCGACCUCGACUAUCUGCUCGGAUAAGACUGGUACGCUGACCCAGAACCGGAUGACCGUUGCGCAUAUGUGGUUUGACAAUCAAAUCAUUGAAGCCGAUACCACUGAGGAUCAGAGUGGUGUGCAGUACGACCGCACCAGCCCCGGAUUCAAGGCCUUGUCUCGCAUCGCUACACUGUGCAACCGUGCCGAAUUCAAGGGAGGCCAGGACGGUGUUCCAAUUCUGAAGAAGGAGGUUAGCGGUGACGCUUCCGAAGCUGCUCUGCUGAAGUGUAUGGAGCUGGCCCUAGGAGACGUGAUGAACAUCCGCAAGCGCAACAAGAAGGUGUGCGAAAUCCCAUUCAAUUCCACCAACAAGUACCAGGUGUCGAUUCAUGAGACAGAGGACCCCAGCGAUCCGCGCUAUCUGUUGGUCAUGAAGGGUGCCCCCGAGCGUAUUUUGGAACGCUGCUCAACUAUUUUCAUUAACGGCAAGGAGAAGCUUAUGGACGAAGAAAUGAAGGAAGCAUUCAACAAUGCCUACCUGGAGCUGGGCGGUCUCGGUGAGCGUGUGCUCGGAUUCUGUGAUUUCCUGCUGCCAUCGGACAAGUACCCGGUCGGUUUCAAGUUCAAUUCGGACGAUGUGAACUUCCAGGUUGAAAAUCUGCGCUUUGUCGGGCUAAUGUCCAUGAUUGAUCCGCCGCGUGCUGCCGUCCCGGACGCCGUAGCCAAGUGUCGUUCAGCCGGUAUCAAGGUCAUCAUGGUUACUGGUGAUCACCCGAUCACUGCCAAGGCUAUCGCUAAGUCGGUCGGUAUCAUUUCGGAGGGCAACGAAACUGUUGAAGACAUUGCCCAGCGAUUGAACAUCCCGGUGUCAGAGGUUAACCCACGUGAGGCAAAGGCCGCCGUCGUACACGGUUCGGAACUCCGUGACCUGUCGUCGGAACAGCUGGACGAAAUUCUGCGCUACCAUACUGAAAUUGUAUUCGCCCGUACUUCGCCGCAACAGAAGCUGAUCAUUGUGGAGGGUUGCCAACGCAUGGGUGCUAUUGUCGCUGUAACUGGUGACGGUGUGAACGAUUCGCCCGCCUUGAAGAAGGCUGACAUUGGUGUUGCUAUGGGUAUUGCCGGUUCGGAUGUGUCGAAGCAGGCUGCUGACAUGAUUCUGCUCGAUGAUAACUUUGCUUCGAUUGUUACUGGUGUCGAGGAGGGACGUCUGAUUUUCGAUAACUUGAAGAAAUCGAUCGCCUACACGCUGACAUCUAACAUUCCGGAAAUCUCGCCUUUCUUGGCAUUCAUCCUGUGCGACAUUCCGCUACCGCUCGGCACCGUCACUAUUCUGUGUAUCGAUUUGGGCACGGACAUGGUACCUGCCAUUUCGCUAGCCUACGAACAUGCAGAGUCCGAUAUCAUGAAACGACCACCGCGUGACCCCUUCAACGAUAAACUUGUCAAUGAGAGACUCAUCUCGAUGGCUUACGGUCAGAUCGGUAUGAUUCAGGCUGCUGCCGGUUUCUUCGUGUACUUCGUCAUCAUGGCUGAGAACGGAUUCCUGCCGCUGAAGCUGUUCGGUCUCCGCAAGAGCUGGGACUCGAAAGCCAUCAACGAUCUCACCGAUUCGUACGGUCAGGAAUGGACCUACCGCGAUCGCAAGACCCUCGAGUUUACCUGCCACACCGCGUUCUUCGUGUCGAUUGUCGUCGUCCAGUGGGCCGAUUUGAUCAUCUGUAAGACUCGCCGCAACUCGAUUUUCCACCAGGGCAUGAGAAACUGGGCCCUCAACUUUGGUCUCGUGUUCGAAACGAUACUUGCUGCCAUCCUGUCCUACACACCGGGCAUGGACAAGGGUCUGCGCAUGUACCCACUGAAAUUCGUUUGGUGGCUACCAGCUUUACCGUUUAGCUUGUCCAUCUUCGUGUAUGACGAAAUUCGUCGCUUCUACUUGAGACGCAAACCAGGCGGCUGGCUAGAGCAAGAAACGUACUAUUAGGUCAACAAAUUUAUAUUUAAAAAGAUUAAUUAAACAAAAACAAAAAA
Messenger RNA from Anopheles marshallii, 3062 nucleotides. RefSeq names its product sodium/potassium-transporting ATPase subunit alpha (gene Atpalpha). Gene Ontology annotation, biological process: sodium ion export across plasma membrane; intracellular potassium ion homeostasis; potassium ion import across plasma membrane. Gene Ontology annotation, cellular component: membrane. NCBI's taxonomy places the organism in Eukaryota, Metazoa, Arthropoda, Insecta, Diptera, Culicidae. The record is from RefSeq and is a predicted model, not a curated record. Gene Ontology annotation, molecular function: ATP hydrolysis activity; P-type sodium:potassium-exchanging transporter activity; ATP binding. Bases 13 to 3015 code for a protein of 1000 amino acids. The transcript is spliced from 9 exons.